AUGGCCGAUUUCUUCGCAAAACGAGCAAAGCCAACGAAUGUGGAGUCACGGGAUGUCGAGAUGGAGGGACCACCCGUGCCAAGCACCGUGCCCUGGGUUGAGAAAUAUCGCCCGAGGAAAGUCGACGACAUUUGUUUCCAAGAAGAGAUCGUUCAUGUGAUGAAAAAAGUGCUCGUCGGUGGAGAUUUACCCCACAUGCUCUUCUUUGGACCUCCCGGAACUGGAAAAACUUCAUCGGCUGUCGCGUUGGCAAGAGAGCUUUUUGGGAAGCACUAUAAAGACAGAGUGCUCGAGCUGAACGCUUCGGAUGAACGUGGUAUUCAAGUAGUACGCACUCGAAUCAAGGACUUCGCCAGGCGUGCUUUGCCUCAAAAUCAGCUUGUUAAUGAAGGACAGUCAAAAUGUUCUGAUUUAAAGAUUGUAAUUCUUGACGAGGCUGACGCCAUGACAAGCGCCGCUCAAUCGGCAAUGAGGCGAAUCAUGGAAAAGCACAGCAGAACGACUAGAUUCUUCCUGAUUUGCAAUUACGUCUCGAGGAUCAUCACUCCAAUCAUUUCGCGAUGUGCCAAAUUCCGCUUCAAGCCUUUGCCGGUUGAGAGUCAAUUUAACAGACUGAACUCAAUUUGUCAACAAGAGGGAAUCAGCUUCGAUAAGGAGGCACUUGUGAAAUUGAUCGAAGUUUGCGAGGGAGAUUUGCGCAAAUCGAUCACCAGUUUACAGGCUGUUGCUCGUGGAUGCCAUCACAUCAACAACGAUGUUGUGCAAAGUAUGACUGGGAAAAUCCCCGAGGAACAAGUCGAAUAUCUUUUGACGGCUUGUCGACAACCGCACUUUGGCGAUAUGCUGCAAGCAGUUGAACAUAUGCGUCGCCAAGCCUACACGAACACACAACUCUUGGCGCAAUUGAUGGAUGCGGUGUUGGCUGAUGAGGUGCUAAACGAUGUGCAAAAAGCGGAGAUUCUCGAAAAGAUGGCUAUUGCUGAGGGACGAGUUGCGGAUCGAGCCGACGGAUGUCUCAAUAUUCAGGAUAUCACGGCGACAAUUCAACGUCACUACACUUCACUUAUGGUU
Messenger RNA from Mesorhabditis belari, 1071 nucleotides. NCBI's taxonomy places the organism in Eukaryota, Metazoa, Nematoda, Chromadorea, Rhabditida, Rhabditidae. The record is from the annotation of a GenBank genome assembly.